AUGGUACCCCCUAAAGACCCCGAGUCCGGCUACGAAAACACGACGUGGUGCAACAGGGACCUCAUCCCCAUUCCACCCGACAGACGCACCUAUGGCUUCGUUUCCUACAUGGCAUACUGGACUGUUUCCGGCUCCAACAUCUCGGCUUGGACCAUCGGCAGCACCUUGCUAGCCUUUGGCCUCAGCCCCCAGCAAGCAAUCGCGGCAGUUGUUGUCGGAGGCAUCAUCACCGGACUGCUGGCCGUGCUGUGCGGCUGGGUCGGCGCCAAGCAGAACAUCGGCUUCACCGUCUCGAGCAGAAGUUCCUGGGGGAUGCGAGGAUCCUACUUCCCCGUCGUUCUACGCGUCUUUGUCGCCUGUAUUUGGUUCGGCAUGCAAGCCUUUUGGGGCGGCCAGGCUACUCGUGUUUGCCUCGGUGCCGUGAUCCCAGGUCUUGCCCACAUGCAAAACUCCUUCUCCGCCGACUCCCACCUCGAGACCAAGGACUUUAUCGGCCUUGUGAUAUGGAUCUGUGCCUUUGCUCCCGCCAUCCUCAUACGACCCGAGCGGCUGCAGAUUCCCUUUGCCGCCUGCUUUGUCCUGUUUUCCUGCACCAUCUUUGGGUUGCUCAUCUGGGGCGUGAGCCAGGCCCACGGACCCGGCGCUCUGUUCCAACAGCCGGCCACGGCGCCCAACGUCGGCUGGGCUUUCAUGUUCAGCUUGACCGCCAUCAUGGGCGCGUGGGGAGGCGGAACGCUGGGCCAGUCCGACUGGACUCGAUAUGCCAGCCGGAAAUUGGCGCCGGUGCCUUCGCAGCUGGUCGCUUCGCCAGCCACCAUCACCGUCACCGCCGUCAUCGGCAUCGUCGUGACGAGCGCCGCCAAGGACGUCAUCGGCGGCGACGUGCUUUGGAACCCCAUCUACCUCCUCGCCGCCAUCCAGGAGUACUACGGCUCGAGCUCCGCCGUUCGCGCCGGCGUGUUCUUUGCCGGCCUGGGGCUCGUCGCAUCCCAGCUUGCGAUAUCGCUCAUCCUCAACGCAAUGUCCUGCGGCAUGGACAUGGCCGGCUUGUGGCCCAAGUACAUCAACAUACGGCGAGGAGCCGCCAUCAUGACCGUCAUUGGCAUCGCCACACAACCGUGGCAGCUUCUGGCCACGGCCACCAAAUUCCUCCAGGUGAUGAGCGGCUUCAGCGUGUUUCUGGCUCCGUUGACGGGCAUCUUGCUAGCCGACUACCACGCAGUACGCCGACGCAAGCUGAAAGUGGACGAUUUGUACCGCGGAAACGACACGAGUAUCUACUGGUUCAGCCGCGGGGUUAACUGGCGAGCACCCGUCGCUUUUGCCCUGGGAACCUGGCCAAUGCUACCCGGCUUGGUAGCGACGGUGAACCAGUACGCCGACCCGCCGUGGGUCGGCUGGAUCCGGCUUUACAACCUGUCGUUUCUUGUGGGGACGUCCGUGUCCUUUGCCGCGUUUUGGGCGCUGGGCUUGGCCUUCCCCCCGCGGGGGCUCGGGGCCGAGUCGGAGUUUGCGGCCGCGCCGCCCUACAGGCCGUCCAGCUCGGCCGUGCGCGACAGCGCGAGCGACGGCACCGGCCGACUGGACGACGCGGGCGAGAAGUCUCCGGUGUUGGUCGUCUAG
Messenger RNA from Ustilaginoidea virens, 1623 nucleotides. RefSeq lists its product as uncharacterized. The transcript is spliced from 11 exons. The coding region runs from base 1 to 1623 and encodes 540 amino acids. NCBI's taxonomy places the organism in Eukaryota, Fungi, Ascomycota, Sordariomycetes, Hypocreales, Clavicipitaceae. Gene Ontology annotation, molecular function: nucleobase transmembrane transporter activity. Gene Ontology annotation, biological process: nucleobase transport; transmembrane transport. The record is from RefSeq and is a predicted model, not a curated record. Gene Ontology annotation, cellular component: plasma membrane.